CAAAGACACACAUCGUCACACAAUCACUUGCGCACGCUCUGUCUCAGUCAUGUAAAUCGCUCAAGUCGGACCUCUUUCCUGUUUUUCACUAGUUCCGUGUUUGCAUAGAAUGGGCAGAGGAGGAAGUCCAAGAAGAGAGAAAGAGAGGGAAAAUGAGAAGGAGCUUUUAGUGGGACUUUCAGGAAGAUUUUAGGUGUUACGUGUUUCUUUGUGCCUGAAGCCAUGGGGGCUGCGAGAGGUGUCGAUAGGGAAAGUGCUUUCAAAGAAAUGGACUGACAAUUUUUUAUUUUCUUAAAAGAGGGUUUGUCUUUUGGAUUAAAUAGUUUCAACCUGAAAAACAAGAACUUUUCCUGAUGGAUUUUAAAGGACAACCCUGGUCUGAAACCUCAAGAGCUGAGGAACAAUAGAAAACACUCUCUCACAUCUCUCACCUGGGAAAGAUACGGGCUUGAAUGGAACAUGGAAGCACUCAGAGAAUCAUUUCUUCAUUUGACUUUUCAGAUGUCAACCUAUAAGAGAGCUACAUUAGAUGAGGAGGAACUGGUGGACUCUACCAGUGACGAUGUCUACGCAUCACCCAUGCAGGUGAACUUUUUGCCUGGCCGGAGCAGCAUGUAUUGGGUGGACAAGACACAAAAAGAGAAGGGAUUGCUGUUUUUAGUGUGUCUCCUGUCAGUCGCCCUGUUCAUAUCACUCAUCUCUGCUGGAGUCUUUUAUAAUCAAGCUCAUCCAGGCCUGUGUCUUUCAGAGCCAUGCAUUACUGUCACCAGCUCUGUCCUGGGAGCACUGGACAGAUCUGUGGACCCUUGCCAUGACUUCUACAACUUUGCUUGUGGGGGCUGGGUUAAGAACAACCCUCUUCCAGAGGGGAAGUCCCGCUGGGGUCCUUUUAGCAACUUGUGGGAGCACAACAUGCUUGUGAUGAAACGUUUGUUAGAAAACACAACUAUGAAAGGAUUGAGUAAGGCUGAGGAAAAAGCCCAGCGAUACUUUCAGGCCUGCAUGAAUGAGUCAAAGAUUGAAGAAUUAGGAGCAAAGCCUCUGCAGCAGCUGAUCAGCCAGAUAGGAGGGUGGGCUCUGACUGAACCCUGGGACAAGGACAAUUUCCAAGAAGUUCUCCGAACUGUCUCUGCCAGCUUGAGGACCUCCCCUUUCUUCACUGUGUUUGUUAGCACAGACUCCAAAAACUCUAACAGCAAUGUCAUUCAGGUGGAUCAGUCUAGCCUGGGACUGCCUUCAAGGGAUUACUACCUCAACAAAACAGCCAAUGAAAAGUAUCUCACAGCGUACCUCAACUUCCUGGUGGAGUUAGGAGUUCUCCUGGGUGGCUCGGAAGAGACAUCAAAGACGCUCAUGAAAGAAAUUGUGGAUUUUGAAACCACCCUGGCUAACAUCACAGUGCCUCUGGAGGAGAGGCGAGACGAGGAGCUAAUUUACCAUAAAGUACAGGCGAAAGACCUGAAGGAUCUGGCUCCUGUGAUUGACUGGAUGCCUUAUCUGACAGAAGUGUUCACACCUGUGACACUUAAUGAGUCAGAGCCUGUUGUUGUCUAUGCCAAAGAAUACCUCCAGAAAAUUUCUGAGCUCAUAUCAAACACAAAUAAAAGCCUACUCAACAACUACAUGAUAAUGAAGGUGGUGAGAAAAAUGGUUUCCGUUUUAGACCAAAGAUUCCAAGAUGCAGAGCAACGUUUCCUUGAAGUCAUGUAUGGGACUAAAAAGAGCUGUACUCCACGUUGGAAGCUGUGUGUCAGCGACACAGACAGUGCCUUGGGCUUUGCUCUCGGUGCCCUCUUUGUCAAGGACACUUUUGCAGAGGACAGCAAAGCCAUUGCUGAAGAAAUGGUUGCUGAAAUUAAAGGGGCAUUUGAGGAUAGCUUGCAAGAUGUGAGCUGGAUGGAUUCAGAUACAAAAAAAGCUGCAAAGGAAAAGGCAGAUGCUAUUUACAACAUGGUUGGAUAUCCGGAAUUUAUUAUGAAAGCUACAAAGCUGGACAAAGUAUUUAAUGAUUUUAUGGUGGUGUCAGAUUUUUACUUCCAGAAUGUCAUGCAGUACUACAAUUUUUCAGCCAGAGUGACUGCAGACCAGCUGAGGAAAGCACCCAACAGAAACCAGUGGAGCAUGACCCCUCCGACUGUAAAUGCUUAUUACAACCCGACAAAAAAUGAGAUGGUUUUGCCAGCUGGGAUCCUGCAGGCUCCAUUCUAUAGUCGAUCGUGGCCCAAAGCUCUCAACUUUGGUGGAAUUGGAGUUGUCAUGGGUCAUGAACUGACUCAUGCAUUUGAUGACCAAGGGAGGGAAUAUGACAAAGAUGGAAAUUUGCGCCCCUGGUGGAAGAAUUCGUCUGUGGAGGCCUUUAAGAGGCAGACCCAGUGCAUGGUGGAGCAGUAUGGCAAUUAUAGCAUUAAUAAAGAGCCUCUGAAUGGAAAACACACACUGGGAGAGAACAUUGCUGACAACGGGGGAUUAAAAGCUGCUUAUAAGGCCUAUGUGAACUGGAUCAAAAAGAAUGGCGAGGAAGCAACUCUGCCGGCUCUGGGAAUGACAAAUCAUCAGCUGUUUUUUGUUGGAUUUGCACAGGUAUGGUGUGCUGUUAGGACACCUGAGAGCUCACAUGAGGGUGUGAUCACCGAUCCCCACAGCCCAUCAAGAUUUCGAGUCAUCGGUACCAUCUCCAACUCUCGGGAAUUCUCAAAGCACUUUGGCUGUAAAGCAGAUGCUCCAAUGAACCCAAAACAUAAGUGCGAGCUUUGGUGACACCUCGCCGUCUAGAACUGUCUUUCAACAAAUGGUGAAGUGGGUACAGAGAAAAUACCACAAUACCGACAAUACUGAAGUCUCUUUGGAUGAAAAUACAAGAACCACUAAAACCCUUAAAGUCGUCCCACUUAACUUGUCAGCUUGUCAGGAUCCUUAUCUGGACAACAUGUGCCUGCUACAUGUGGAAGAUCGCAACGUUUGCUGCUCACCACAAGAACUAUUAGUGUAGAAAAUAGCUUUCCUCAGUUUAAAUGUAGCUAUAAAUCUGUUUUCUACACUAGAAUCCCAUUACAUAGUUAAAAAAACAGCAGGGAUUGUUCAGAUUAUGCAAACUGCCUGUUCUACAAGUGACAAAGAAACAAAGUGAUGUUUCUUUCUUUUCGUAUGUAUAAUAUCUUAAACUAUGCUUGGAUCUGCUCUGGUUUAUAUAUAUAUAUAUA
Molecule: messenger RNA, 3200 nt
Organism: Poeciliopsis prolifica (blackstripe livebearer)
Lineage: Eukaryota; Metazoa; Chordata; Actinopteri; Cyprinodontiformes; Poeciliidae
Gene: ece1
Product: endothelin converting enzyme 1
Exons: 18
Coding region: 460-2757 (765 amino acids)
Biological process (GO): peptide hormone processing
Cellular component (GO): plasma membrane
Molecular function (GO): metalloendopeptidase activity
Source: RefSeq, a predicted model, not a curated record